Messenger RNA from Rangifer tarandus platyrhynchus (Svalbard reindeer), 957 nucleotides. The record is from the annotation of a GenBank genome assembly. Lineage: Eukaryota; Metazoa; Chordata; Mammalia; Artiodactyla; Cervidae.
AUGGAGACCCGCUACAACCUGAAGAGUCCGGCUGUUAAACGCUUAAUGAAAGAAGCAGCAGAGUUGAAAGACCCAACAGAUCAUUACCACGCACAGCCUUUAGAGGAUAAUCUUUUUGAAUGGCACUUCACAGUUAGAGGGCCCCCAGACUCUGAUUUUGAUGGAGGAGUUUAUCAUGGGCGAAUAGUGCUGCCACCGGAGUACCCCAUGAAACCACCCAGCAUCAUUCUCCUAACGGCUAACGGACGAUUUGAAGUAGGCAAGAAAAUCUGUUUGAGCAUCUCAGGACAUCAUCCUGAAACUUGGCAGCCUUCAUGGAGCAUAAGGACAGCAUUAUUAGCCAUCAUUGGGUUUAUGCCAACGAAAGGCGAGGGAGCCAUAGGCUCUCUGGAUUACACGCCCGAGGAGAGACGAGCUCUCGCCAAAAAAUCACAAGAUUUCUGUUGUGAGGGAUGUGGCUUUGCCAUGAAGGAUGUCCUGUUGCCUUUAAAAUCUGGAAGCGAUUCAAGCCAGGCUGACCAAGAAGCCAAGGAACUGGCUAGACAAAUCAGUUUUAAGGCAGAAGUUAAUUCAUCUGGAAAGCCUGUUGCUGAGUCGGACUUAAACCACUCUUUCUCACUAAGUGGUUUACAGGAUGAUGGACCUGCAGCGUUCCAGGGUGCCACUGCAAGUACAUCGUAUGGAACCGAGAACCCCUCGGCAGCACCCCUUCAACAGCCUGCCCAGCCGGUAGCUAAGCGCACCUCCGUGAGCCCUCGACAGCGCCGGGCCCAUCAGCAGAGCCAGAGCCGGCCGCCUGCGCCCCCAGACGCCGCGCAGGGCCAGCGGGCGAGAGGCGGCCACACCGACCGCGGCGGGUCUGCUCUCUUGGUCGUCAUCUUGACUUUGGCACUGGCAGCUCUCGUAUUCCGGCGAAUAUAUCUGGCCAAUGAGUACAUGUUUGACUUUGAGCUAUAA